Molecule: messenger RNA, 3780 nt
Organism: Siniperca chuatsi (mandarin fish)
Lineage: Eukaryota; Metazoa; Chordata; Actinopteri; Centrarchiformes; Sinipercidae
Gene: gk
Product: glycerol kinase
Exons: 21
Coding region: 151-1854 (567 amino acids)
Biological process (GO): glycerol-3-phosphate biosynthetic process; triglyceride metabolic process; glycerol metabolic process
Cellular component (GO): mitochondrion
Molecular function (GO): glycerol kinase activity
Source: RefSeq, a predicted model, not a curated record
GCUCAUGCGUCAUCACUGAGCGCCAAGACAAACGUUACGUUUGAAGUCCGCGACUGACCGAGCGCACGUCUUUGGUUGAGCUUGAGCCGCUUUGCCGGUGUCGGUAAUCGGUUUCCUAUCCAGUUUGGUGCCGAAGCUCCGGGGCUGCCCAUGAACGGCACCAUGGCCGCGUCCUCACACCGGAUAAUGCUGGGGCCGUUGGUUGCUGCCAUCGACCAGGGGACGAGCUCCACCCGGUUUUUGGUGUUUAAUUCAAAAACAGCAGAGCUCCUCAGCCAUCAUCAGGUGGAAAUCAAACAGAGCUUCCCCAAAGAAGGAUGGGUGGAGGAGGACCCCAAAGAAAUUCUGCAGUCGGUGUACGAGUGUAUGGAGCGGACGUGUGAAAAACUCACCCAGCUCAACAUAGACAUCUCAAACAUUAAAGCUAUUGGAGUGACCAACCAAAGAGAGACCACGCUUGUUUGGGACAAAGAGACAGGGGAGCCCCUCUACAAUGCGAUCGUUUGGCUGGACCUGCGGACUCAAUCAACAGUUGAACGUCUAAUUAACAAAACUCCAGGAAGGAAUAAGAACCACUUGAAGCAUAAAACGGGGCUCCCGAUCAGCACUUACUUCAGCGCAGUGAAACUUCGCUGGCUGAUGGACAACGUGGACGAGGUCCACGAAGCCGUCGUGUCUCACCGCGCCAUGUUCGGCACCGUGGACUCCUGGCUCAUUUGGUGUUUGACAGGGGGCAGGUCAGGCGGAGUCCACUGCACAGAUGUGACCAACGCCAGCAGAACCAUGCUGUUUAACAUUCACACUAUGGACUGGGACCCAGAACUUUGCAAAUAUUUUGGUAUUCCCAUGGAGAUCUUGCCCAGAGUGAGGAGUUCUUCAGAAAUAUAUGGUCUCAUGAAAAUAUGUUCUAGCCUGAAAUCUGGAGCUCUUUCAGGUAUCCCCAUUUCAGGGUGUCUCGGGGAUCAGUCAGCAGCACUUGUGGGACAGAUGUGUUUUCAGGACGGACAAGCUAAAAACACGUAUGGAACUGGCUGCUUUCUUCUGCGAAGCACUGGAGCCAAGCCGGUAAUGUCUGACCACGGCCUUCUGACCACUGUGGCGUACAAACUUGGUCGGGACAAACCUGCCUGUUAUGCACUAGAGGGCUCCGUGGCCAUUGCAGGAGCUGUGGUUCGCUGGCUGCAGGACAAUCUCGGGAUCAUCGGAUCAUCUGAAGAGCUUGAGAAGUUAGCUGCAUCAGUUGGUACAUCCUAUGGCUGUUAUUUUGUCCCUGCAUUUUCGGGUCUCUAUGCACCUUACUGGGAGCCCAGUGCAAGAGGGAUCAUUUGUGGGUUAACUCAGUUUACUAAUCGCAGUCACCUCGCAUUUGCUGCACUUGAAGCGGUCUGCUUCCAGACACGAGAGAUACUGGAUGCCAUGAAUCAGGACAGCGGCAUCCCGCUAACUCAGCUGCAGGUGGACGGAGGAAUGACGUCCAACAGGUUGCUGAUGCAGCUGCAGGCAGAUAUUCUCUGUAUCCCUGUUGUGAAGCCGUCCAUGCCUGAGACCACAGCUCUCGGUGCAGCGAUGGCAGCAGGAGCAGCCGAGGGGGUGAGCGUGUGGAGUCUGAGCCCAGAGGACCUGAGUGAAGUCACCUCAGAGAAGUUCGAGCCUCAGAUCAACCCUGAAGAGAGUGAGUUUCGGUAUGCUCGGUGGAAGAAGGCGGUUCAGAAAUCCAUGAACUGGGAGACGACAGAGCCUGUUUGUAAUGGAAACGGUGAAACUAGUAUCUUCAGCAGCGUCCCCCUGGGCUUCUACAUCAUGGGCAGCAUGUUGAUGUUAAUUGGUGCAAAAUACCUUGCAGGCCACAACUAGGCUCAGACUCCCGUGGGCAUUAAAGCAAAGAGGAAAGUGGAAACAAACGCUCUCCAUGCUGGACCACCACUUCUACUCUCGCUUGCACUCUUUUCCAAAAGGCACUCCAGGAGACGGACACGUUUGAACUGGCUAAUGGAACUUUUUCUUUAUUAUUUUAAUUUGAAUGCAUUUUUUUCUGCAGCAGACAAGAACACGUUGGUACAUUAGACAUUAAUUUUAGCAGGUGUGCAUGCAGUAUUUGUUUUUUACAAUGUUGCUAUGGUAUGAAUUUCUGAGCUCAUUUAUGUAGAAACUCUACCAAUGGUAGUUCAGAUUGUCGUAAUCUUUCCACAGCUGUGUUAUGUCAAGUUCGCUGUCUAAUUGGCAUUACUUGUUGUUCGUCACUUCACUGUUACCCUUGAACGGUCGUCGAACAGUCAUCUUUGAUUUUCAAGACCCUCCACUAUGAGCUACAGAGGAAUUUUUAGAGCACUUUAUAUUUUUGUUUUGUUUUGUGGGAGCCAUGUACUAACAGAGUCUAAUAUAUAUAUUUUUUAACAGUUGGGAUUAAGACACAGAAGGUUUGAGUUGGUUUGAAGUAAAAUUAAAACAAGGGAAGGAGGGGACGAGAGUUAAUGGACUGACGAGGUUACUUUUUGGCGAAAGUGAUGUUCUUGUACAUACUUUUGUAAACAAUAAAAAUAUCCAUUGUGUAAUGGGCAAACGAUGCAAUGGAGGGCAAUGAUGAAUUGGCAGAUAAUUUUUGUUUUUCUGCGUUCACGCAGAAUAUAUGAAGACAUAAGAAUAAACAGCUACAUAUAUUUGUAUAUUUCUGUGGAUUUGACAUGACAUUUAAAAAUUCUCCCAAAGCUAGAGACCAACUAAGAACAUCAUUAAGGGACAAAAACUGAAGCAGCUGUUAAUAAGUAAUUUAGUUAGCUUUUUCAUUCUGGGAUGCUUGUUUUCAUUACAUGCAUCUGCAAACAGUGAAUUUUUUAAUGCUUAUUAUAGCUCAGAUUCAGUUUUAUGACUUAAACAUUGUCUGUUGUUUGACUAUAGGGUUAUAAAAAUGGCAAAAAAACAUUAUUUUCCACAGAACUCAUAAUAUUGUUCCUCUGGUCACAGGUUGAUGUGAUCAUUUUUCCGUUUUUGUCAUAAUUUAUCAGGGGAAAUUACAUUUCUGUCAUUCUAGCUGCCUAGUUACUCUUUCAACCUGAAAUUCUUCAAAAAUGUUGAAUUAACUUCCACGUCUGUCAAAUUAUGCAGACAUCUUGUGUUGAACAACUCGAAUGCAGACUUUUUAUAAGCUUCCUUAAAGAUAACUCUCAAUGAAGAAGCUUUAUUGCACUAAAAUAUUAAAGUACAGUAUUUUUUAAUUAAUAAAUACUAAUUAAUUAAUUAAUACUUAAUUCAAAAGGAGCUUUAUAAAACCAUAGAAACAGGAAAUCCUGAACUAGUUCCCUUUGCUGUGUAGUCAAGCUUUGAAGAGUUAACUUUGAGGAAGUAGAAACCAGUAAACAAAUAUCAGUAUUCUAUUGCCCAACAUUUCAUAUGUCAUAUUUGUCUUGUGUGGCUCUGAAACAAAAAGAAAGCCAGUGCUUCCAUUUGAUGGAGGAAGAACGGGUAUUUUGUUUAAGAAAUGGUUACUUAUUACUGCGUUCAAAGGCUUAAAGUGCUCUUUUGGGAUAUACUGACUAAUAGACUUAAAAUGAUCACAAGCAUGAAAGCAAAGUGUGCAACCAACUCUCAUGUAAGACCUUUAACUGUGAAAUUGUUGGUUUUGAUGAUGAAUUGUUUCAUAUUGAACAAUGAAAAUAUGUUUUCACCUGUUUGCUGCUCGCUCUGCAUGUCAUUCCCUUCGACUCAUUCACAGUGGAAUCGAUAUAAAAAGUGUACAAUCCUGUUCAAGUCCUUUACGGGAGAAUAAAUGUGAUUAAAAAUAAA